Molecule: messenger RNA, 2785 nt
Organism: Dromaius novaehollandiae (emu)
Lineage: Eukaryota; Metazoa; Chordata; Aves; Casuariiformes; Dromaiidae
Exons: 6
Coding region: 519-2777 (752 amino acids)
Source: RefSeq, a predicted model, not a curated record
GAUGGACCUGAACUUUGAUAACAUAAUCAGAUCUGUGAAGGAGGCCUCAAAGAGAGAAGGAGGUUGCCCUUUGCCUGUGUGCAGAUCUGGCGCGUGAGAGGGAGGCCUGAUCCCUGAGAAAUGAACUUUUCCCCCACCACCAUGGACGGUGUCGUCUCUCCAGCUUUCCUGUGGUUCCUGAUGCUGGUGUUCACCUUCUACCUCCUGCUGACCUUCAACAAGCACAAGGAAGGCAGCUGCAAGAAGAGAAGGAGGAGGGGCAGCGAUGAGGAGCCCAGAGGUGAGCGGCUCCUGGGCAAGGGCAGGUGCCCUGCAAAGGAAACCCUGAGACCCCACACAUCCACCGCCCCGCUCUGCCUCUGCCGGGGCUCCUGUGAGGGACUGCCCCAUCCGCUCACUUGCCAUCUCCCCUUCCAGCAGCCUUUUCCCUCUGGGAGGAAGGUCCAGAGGAGUCUUCAGGGUCCUCUGGGUCACCAUGCACUGGAGUCCUGGAGACGCCCAUCACGGAUCGCUGGGAGAUGGACCUGAACUUUGAUAACAUAAUCAGAUCUGUGAAGGAGGCCUCAAAGAGGCUCACCUGGGAGGCCAUCAACAGCGGCUCCAUCACUUGUGACUCAGCAAGUGAAGCCAGCUUCUCUUCAGGGACGUCUUUCUCCCCUGCUAGCGAUUAUUCCCUCACUUCAACUUUGGGGAGCCAAGCCAGCUCUUUUUCAGGGGAGUCUUUCUCCUCUUUCACUGAUGGAGAAGGUCUGGCUCAAGGCUCUAGAGUGCAGCCUGUCCUCACGUAUCCCCGGCCUAGCCAGGAGAAGCAGCAGGACCUGGCGACUCGCCCACCUGGCAGGGAAGUGGGGGCCAGCUGCCACAUGGCUGGCAGUGGCCUGCAGCAGCAGCACUUUCAGGCCCACCUGAGUGUUCCCCCCCGAUGCCCAAAGGUGCUGGCCUUCCACGUCAUGGAAACGGAGACAACUUUCUUGUACCCUGAUGCCCAAGAAGACUUGGAGGAGCGUGUCCGGAAAAAGAAACUUGAGAUGCAACUGGGGCUGCCGGCUGCUAUCUGCAAAUCCCUGCACGCUGACCUGUCCUGGCCUCCUAGCCCACCACCACUGCCUGCAAAGCCAGACACGGAGCAGGUUUCCAGCAUGCAGAGGCAAACCUUCCCAGGCAAAGCCGAGUUCAGUGCUGUGGAGUUGGAUUUCAGCUGGAAUGGCAAGGAGAGCUUGGAGUGUCUCAUCCAGGAAAACGAAUGCCAGCAAGAAGCGGGCCUGUCAGCCAAUCUGGGUGAACCUCAGCAGGAGUUGCCAAGCUCAGCUCCUCGAACACCUCAGUGGCAUGCUGAGCCUGAUGAGGUGGUGGUUCUGUCCCUUGGUCCUGGGACACAAGGGGAUGUGCACAGCCCUUGCCCUCCCAGCCAGGCAGAGCAGGCGUUGCUGCAGAGCAAGGGAGCUCACCAGGGGCAAUUGUGGCAGUCCCAUGAGAGCUGGAGCAGCUCCAGUGAGGACAUGAGGACACCAGAGCUGCCAUCAAAGAAGAGUGUCCCCCAGGAAAAACAUGGCCAGUCCCGUGAGAACUGGAGCAUCUCCAGGGAGGACAUGGAGACACCAGAGCUGCCAGCAGCCAGGAGAGCUCCUCCAAGAAAACGUUCCCAGAAGAGACAACACAGUGAGGAGGGCCCCUCAGCUCUGCCACCGGCUCCAGCCCCUGCAGGGACCAGUGUUCCAGUCUCCCAGCUGGAAGGGCUCCUCACAGCCUUCAUCGAUUCCCACAAGGCCAGCCAAGCUGCUCACAAAGCGCAGAACCAGCUGCUGGAGGAAAUGUUGGUGUGGCUCCCAGACAAGGCUGGGGCCCCAAGGAAGGACACGACAGGAGGGCACCCCGUUGGCUCACAGCGCUGCAGACAUGUGGCUGAAAGCUGCCCUCACUGCAGGGGACGGAGAGCAGUGCAGGAUGCUCCCGCGCCGGCUGCCUUGCCCACCAAUAUCACCAUAAAUAUGAGCAAGGACAGAAAUCGCCAAAGGAGUCCUGUCUUUAAGCAGAAAAUGAGUCUGGAGCAAGUCUGCCAAUGGGUAUUAACAGAGGAGCCAGAGCAGGGGAAGGGCAGGGGAAACCCCAAGGACAGAGCCAGCUCCAGGAGACUCUGCCCCAAAUGCGGUAAAGCUCGGCGCCAGAGACUCUCCGGCAAGGAAGGCUUGCAGACCUCACCUCCAUCUGAUGCUGCAGCCCUGGGCGCAGGAAGAGCAGGACACAGGCACCCACCCCAGGGCAGGGGCAAGAGGCAGCAGGGGCAGGAGGAAAGGGCUGCCGCCACCCAGCAGGCAAAAGGGCUCCAUCUUUCCACAACUUCAUUCUUGCGAGCUGGGCAGGCGGGGUCUCAGCCACACCAGGCCCCCACCGGGCCUCUGCCCUCACAUGUGGCGCCUGGGCACAGGACACUGGAGAGGGAGACACCACCUCUGCUGGGCAGCAUCUGCUGUGGGCUCAUCCUCAUCCUGCCGUGCCUCGAGAGAGCCUGCACCAAGCUCCUAGAAAAAAGUCAAGGCCUAAUUUGGCAAGAACAAGGGGAGGAGAGGAGCUGCAAGGGCAAAGGCACAGGCUUUCGGAAGCAGAGCGCCAGCUCCCGCAGGGAUCUCCAGAGGAGAGCAACAGCAUGUGACAGUGACACGCCAGGUUGCAGAUGCUGCGCUCCUGGACUGUGCAGGUGGAGCAGGGCCCAACGGGGCAUGGACCCAGUGAGCAGCAGCUCCUGGCCAGGCCCUCCCAGGGAGCAGGAGCUCUCCUAAUAAAGUCA